This is a messenger RNA of Geodia barretti, 1645 nucleotides long. Lineage: Eukaryota; Metazoa; Porifera; Demospongiae; Tetractinellida; Geodiidae. The record is from the annotation of a GenBank genome assembly.
GGGGCGGAUGGGCUUCAAUUAGAGUUUCCUACGUAGACGAUCGAUGGUGUCUCUCCCCAGAGUAAUUCACUGGGGCCCGCUCACGGCCCUGUUCAUAGUUAUCUCGGUGUCAAUCACAGGGACCUACACCGCUCUGCAGCUAUGGUCCCUUCCGCAAGUCAGAGCGUUUCGCCUACCGAACUUCGUGUGCAUGUACUUCUGGCUCGUCCCCAUCCUCACAAAUUUCUUCUCGGCCAUGAAUUCCGGUCCUGGCUACGUUCCGAUGGGCUGGAAACCAGCGAAAUCGGAAGAUGAAAAGAGUUUACAGUUCUGUAAAGUGUGUCGUGGAUUCAAGCCGCCACGAUCACACCACUGCAGACAAUGUGGCAGGUGUAUAAAGAAGAUGGAUCACCACUGUCCCUGGAUAAACCACUGCGUCGGUCACUCUAACCAUGCAGCCUUUCUCAAGUUCCUCUUCUUCGUCCCGUUUGGCUGUCUACACGGAGUCAUUCUCAACGUCAACUUUCUCUAUAGAUUUAUCAAUUACGAAUUUCUCUACACUCGGCCCUACCUCAAAAUCAAUACAUUUUGGCUCAUCUACGUGGUUGGUACAGUCGGUCUGGCUAUUGGUACCAUCAUUGGUGUCUUCAUACUUUUCCUAGUUCAGCUAAAGAGCAUUCUUCACAACCAAACUCAGAUAGAAGACUGGAUUGUUGACAAGGCACAUAGAAGAAGAGGAAAAUAUGAUGAACCAUUCGUAUUUCCAUACGAUAUUGGAACGAGGAAAAACUUUGCACAAGUGGUCAACUGGUCUGGUAGGCCAAAGGGAGAUGGCAUAGAGUGGCCAGUAAAGGAAGGCUCCAACAAAUACUCAUUCACGCUUGAGCAGCUGGAGCAGAAGAUGAUAAAGAAGAGUGCAGCUAUAACCUGCAGCAUGAAGCACUCCUACUCCGGCUACUCUUGCCCCCUGUCGUUUGGACUAAUGACAUCGCUGUGUAGCCCCAGAUGUGGGGAGGGUUUCGUCAGCGUGAAAAAGGGAGACAAAGUCACCAUUACUAGAUGGCAAACGUAUUGGGUGUAUGGGGAGAAGGUUUUCGAAAAAGGUGAGGGGAAGCAAGUGAAAGGAUGGUUUCCCAAGAGCCUGUGUACAGCUACCACCCAGAGAGGCCAAAGACAAGGAUGACUGACCAUAUAUACGAAUCCUCACAUCACUAGUUGUUUAUAAUACCAUCUGUAUUUGAAAUGAAUUGAUUAAAAAAUAGACGAGACGAUUGACAUUGCAUUAAAAUGCGUGACAUCACGAAGUAUCUACAUCUUGACUCCGUCCAUUUACAUUGAGCAGACUUUGCAUAUCCCACACUAUGGCUAGCUUGCACUCAUUUUCUAUUCUGAGGUAUUGACUUCUGACAAAGAGAGCGUAGAAAAUGACAGACAUGCCUCCCAGCAGUUGAAACAGGUCGAAUACCGUCAUGAUGCUCAACUCACAGGGAUCAUCACAGUGAUCAUUAGGAGUUAUGCCAUGGUCGGCAUAGGGGGCCACGGUAGUAACUGAGCUGGGAAGAUGGUCCACGAGACUGCACAGAAACCCAGCCACCAGAAACACCUUGGCAAGAACUGUCGGGCGCAGCGAGUCCUUCAGGAGGAAUAGUCUGACUAUGAGACCCAC